CUGGAGGGACAUUUGGAUAGCGUUAAUUCUGUCUCAUUCUCGCCUGAUGGGAAGCGUAUCGCGUCGGGCUCCCGGGAUGGAAUAGCCAGAAUUUGGGACAUUGAGAGCGGUGAGGUGCUAUGCGAAUUUUUUCAAGACGAUGGAUUCAGUAUCACUUCUGUCGCAUUCUCCCCAGACGGCCGUCGUAUCGCCUCCGAGUCGUGGGACGGGACAGUCACAAUCUGGGACAUUGAGUCGAGGGAAGCGGUCUCCGGGCCAUUUAAAGGGCACACCGAAGGUGUGUGGGCUGUCGCAGUUUCACCUGGCGGAACACUCAUUGCAUCGGCGUCGGAGGACAAAAUGAUAAGAGUGUGGGACGUCAAGAGCGGGUCCACCGUCCAUGUUCUUGAAGGACAUACUGCUGCUGUACGUUCUUUCGUCUUCUCCUUUGACGGGAAGCGAAUCGUUUCGGGCUCAUAUGACAAGACGAUUCGAGUCUGGGACGCGACAACAGGGCGGGCCAUUGGUGAGCCUUUUGUAGGGCACACGGACGAAGUCUGGUCUGUGGCAAUCUCGCCCGACGGCAAGCACAUUGUCUCUGGCUCAAGUGAUUUCACAGUGAGAGUCUGGGACUUGGAGAGC
Molecule: messenger RNA, 621 nt
Organism: Fomitiporia mediterranea MF3/22
Lineage: Eukaryota; Fungi; Basidiomycota; Agaricomycetes; Hymenochaetales; Hymenochaetaceae
Product: WD40 repeat-like protein
Exons: 1
Biological process (GO): mRNA splicing, via spliceosome
Cellular component (GO): U4/U6 x U5 tri-snRNP complex
Molecular function (GO): protein binding; U4 snRNA binding; U6 snRNA binding
Source: RefSeq, a predicted model, not a curated record